Molecule: messenger RNA, 1349 nt
Organism: Papilio polytes (common Mormon)
Lineage: Eukaryota; Metazoa; Arthropoda; Insecta; Lepidoptera; Papilionidae
Product: proline-rich protein PRCC
Exons: 6
Coding region: 167-1282 (371 amino acids)
Cellular component (GO): nucleus
Source: RefSeq, a predicted model, not a curated record
UGACUUUUAAUACGAAUAUUUCUGCCUCUUAGUUGGCUGGUUUCGUUUAAGGUCAAUAUUUUAUUUUUAGUUUACAAAAUACUAUAAACAAUUGCGCUUUUUGGAUUAUUGUAUAUGGAAAUCGCAGGACUGAUACUUCACUCUAAUCAAACUAAUUAAGUAAAACAUGUCUUUAGUUGCAUAUGACAAUAGCGAUUCGAGUGAUUAUGAAGAUGACCAAGAAAGUUCGUCAAUCGUGGUGACUAAAUCAAUUGAAGGUAUACUUUUAGAUCCAGUUACAAAACCGUCAACCUCACAGAGCAUAAGUGAAAAAGAACUAGAAAAUGAAAGUGACAGUAGUUUGUUCAUUGCUCUUCCACAGCCCACGAAAAAAGUACCUAGUGUUAUUGAGGAGGAAGAUGAGUUUUUGCAUAAAAAGGAGACCACAAACAACACUGUAAAGCCUAAAUCAAAAAUAACUGUACCAUCAUUGAGUGAUUUUAAAGAUGUAACCAACACAGUUCCUAUUGCAAAACCCAGAGCAGUAAAUGGUAAAAAGUCUGGAUUACUAAGCAUUUUACCUCAACCUAAAAAUGGAAUAUCAAUCAAAUCAACAAAAUCUUUAAUACCAAAUGUCUUGAGACAGAAUACAGGAAGUAGUAGUAAGAAAAAACCUUUGCCGACAGUGAAAAAAGCUAAAUCAGAAACAAAUACCAUAAAAGAUUCAGAUGAAAGUGACAAUGAAGAUGUAUCUAAUGAUUUCUUUUCAAUAAACAAGCCAAUUCAUCUUGAAGAUGUACCCAUAGAUAAUGAAGAGAUAGAGAUAUCAAAAGAAAAAGUUACAAAAGAACCAAGAAGUAUAGAGUCAUAUUUCAAAAAAGAUGUGGAAAAUCCUGAUAACAUAGAACCAGAAUCUGCAUACAUUCAGAUGGAAACAGAAUCUGUAGCAAGCUUAGAUGCAACAAGCACACAGUCAGAUAUGGUUCUUGAUGAAGAAGCUAUAUUAAAACUUGUCGGUGCUAGAGGAAAGCGCAAGAGAGAAGAGAUUCAGAUAGUUGAUGUCAAUCAACAAGAGGUACUCGCGGAGGCACGGCAGUUGCUGCUCAAAGGUCUCAUGGAGGAUACUAGUAAAAGAGUAUCCGCAAGCAAAAAGAAAGGGAAUGAACCUACAAACAUGCAGAAAAGAAAACACCAGAUUACAUACUUGGCUCAUCAGGCCAAAGCAAAUGAAGUGGAGCUUCAAAACAAAUGGGCGAAUAACAGAAUGUCAAAGCGACAAACUCAAUCUAAAUAUGGAUUUUAAGUUUCUAAUUCUCAUAAGUAUUUUAAGUUGUAUAAACAGGUUUAAAAAUAAAACAUCAAAAAUUAAA